AUGAGUCUCAUUGAAUCAGACUACUCUGACUAUGAGCAAGAGGUGGAAGAUGGAGAAGACGAGAGAUCGGUCCACUCUGUUGAGACAUUGCAGAGGACAACCAGUGAGAGUGAAGUGGAUGAGGCCAAACCCAAGAAAAGGACCAGGCCAGUGAGGUCAAAGGCCAGAAGAAUAGCGGCCAAUGUCAGGGAACGGAAAAGGAUCCUGGACUACAACCAGGCAUUUAAUGCUUUGCGCCAGGCACUUAAACACGACCUGAGCGGCAAGAGGUUGUCCAAAAUAGCGACUCUGAAGAGAGCCAUUAACAGGAUAUCUUCACUGUCCAUGUUCUUACACUCCAGCCCUCCGCAGAAGAGGAGCUGUAGCCACACUGAGUGCCACCUUCAAUAUAGUGGGCAAAGACAGUCAGAGAUCAAAGACAGCAGCCCACAGGCCUACAUGGUGCCACCACAGACGCAUCAAACCGUCUCUGCAAAUCCAAACUAUGGGGAGAUCGCACAGCCUCAGCAAUGUCCAUCUCCUUACUACACCAGACUAUCACCUGAGGCCCCAUAUUUGCAGGGCUCUUAUGGAAGCUCAACAGAGGACAAUUCAAUGCCAGGCUUCCCAUACUAUACACAUGGGAGCUACAGUAUUGGUGUCAGGGGCAGCUACUUUCAGAACCACAUGGACACUUUAACAGAACCAGCUCCUGGAUCAUUUACUUGCCAGCUUGGAUGCUUUCAGGGAUCAGCAUACCAACAUUCUCUCUCCAUGCACUGA
Messenger RNA from Nanorana parkeri, 762 nucleotides. RefSeq names its product basic helix-loop-helix family member a9 (gene BHLHA9). Bases 1 to 762 code for a protein of 253 amino acids. Lineage: Eukaryota; Metazoa; Chordata; Amphibia; Anura; Dicroglossidae. The transcript has a single exon. The record is from RefSeq and is a predicted model, not a curated record. Gene Ontology annotation, biological process: regulation of transcription by RNA polymerase II; developmental process. Gene Ontology annotation, molecular function: RNA polymerase II transcription regulatory region sequence-specific DNA binding; DNA-binding transcription factor activity, RNA polymerase II-specific; protein dimerization activity.